Paramuricea clavata is the source of this 486-nucleotide messenger RNA. NCBI's taxonomy places the organism in Eukaryota, Metazoa, Cnidaria, Anthozoa, Malacalcyonacea, Plexauridae. The record is from the annotation of a GenBank genome assembly.
CAGCAUAUUAAAAUACCGACGAGAGUUACCCCAAUAACAUCUAGUUUGAUUGAUGUUAUCUUUACCUAUAUGGAGGAUAUUAAAACAUUAGAAACAGGAGUCAUACCGCUUGGGAUCAGUGACCACAAUCUUGUAUAUAUAUGCCGCAAGAUUAGUUUCCCAAAAGAAUUACCUAAAAUUGUCCUAUCUAGGCAGUACAAGAGAUACAAUGUGAACGCGUUCAAUCGUGAUUUGAAUGAAAUUUUUAAUUCGUAUCCGAAUGCUUCAAACGAUCCGAAUGAACUUUGGAGUGAUUUUAAAAUCAAAAUUCUUACUAUCGCGGACAAACAUGCGCCAAUUAAACAAAGGCGUGUGAAAAGUGAAUUUAAACCGUGGAUUACUAGCGAAAUUAGACGACUGAGUUAUCACAGAGAUUAUUUAAAAAGGCAAGCCAUCCGAUUGCGAUCUGUCUACUAUGAAACGGCCUACAAAAAAUGUAUAAACUAA